Phodopus roborovskii (desert hamster) is the source of this 2804-nucleotide messenger RNA. RefSeq names its product adhesion G protein-coupled receptor E4. Gene Ontology annotation, cellular component: membrane. Gene Ontology annotation, molecular function: calcium ion binding; G protein-coupled receptor activity. Bases 42 to 1931 code for a protein of 629 amino acids. The record is from RefSeq and is a predicted model, not a curated record. The transcript has 16 exons. Gene Ontology annotation, biological process: adenylate cyclase-activating G protein-coupled receptor signaling pathway; cell surface receptor signaling pathway. NCBI's taxonomy places the organism in Eukaryota, Metazoa, Chordata, Mammalia, Rodentia, Cricetidae.
UUGGAUAGAUUCUGAGAUCUUUGGUGGUGGCAACUGGAGAUAUGGAAAUCAGGUGCUUGCCGCACACCACAGCUCUUGGUGUCUUGCUGGUCUGGUCCGUGGUCCAACUGCAGAAUGUUUCAGCUUCCUGCCCUCAGUGCAAUGAAAAUGCUACCUGCUACAACAGCACCCACUGUAUUUGUGAAAAUGGAUACAGGACAAAACCUGAUAAUAGAAAAAUUAUUGAGCCACAUGAGAAAUGUGAAGAUAUUAACGAGUGUGAAUUGGAGCUACCAGUGUGUCAGGAUGUGUCAUAUUGUAAAAAUAAAAUCGGGGGCUUCAUAUGCAGCUGUGUAGUAAAAUAUCGAAUCUUCAACUGGGUAGCUGGCAUUGUUGAUAUUGAUAAUCCUGAGUGCUAUGUGAAUAAAGGGAAGAAAAUAGGAACACAAGCAGAUAUUUGGGGAGAAUUGAAUAGACAUGAAUCAAAAAAGAACUUUGCAAAAACAGCUACCAAAGUAUUUCACCAAGUGGAACUCCAUGUAUUGAAUGAAAACUCAGCUGUGCCAACAAAGGGUGAAAAUUCUUCAUUGGGAAUAGUAUAUGAAACCAAGAGGUGCAAUAGUAUGAUUCUUCUGGAAGCUGGAAAUAACACGAUGGAGAUUGACUGUGCCGAUGCUCUCAAAGGAACCAAGAGUGGAGAUGAGACUGCAGUUGCUCUUAUUGCAUAUCAGUCCCUUGGGAAGUAUCUAAAUGGAUCAUUUUUUAACAACGAAGGGAUUAAGGAAGUAAAAUUGAACUCUCUUAUUGUGAGUGGCGCCAUUCAUUCAGAAGUCAAACCUGUCCUGUCUGAACCUGUUCUCCUAACUUUACAAAACACUCAGCCCAUUGACCCAAGAGCAAACCAUCUCUGUGUCCACUGGGAACAAUCAGAGGAAGGGGGCAGCUGGUCCACUAAGGGCUGUUCUCACGUGCGCACAAACGACUCCUAUACCAUCUGCAAGUGUUUCCACCUGUCCAGCUUUGCUGUGCUCAUGGCUUUACCCUUCGAGGAGGACUCUGUGCUUUCUGCACUCUCUGUGAUCACCUAUGUGGGACUGAGUCUUUCUCUCUUGUGCCUAUUCCUGGCGGCUGUCACCUUUCUCCUGUGCCGGCCCAUCCAGAACACCAGCACCACACUCCACCUGCAGCUCUCCAUUUGCCUCUUCCUGGCUGAUCUCCUCUUCCUCACAGGCAUCAACAGAACUGAGCCUAAGGUGCUAUGCUCCCUCAUUGCAGGAAUGCUGCACUACCUCUACUUGGCUUCUUUCAUGUGGAUGUUUCUGGAAGGACUACAUCUUUUUCUCACUGUGAGGAAUCUCAAAGUGGCCAACUACAGCAGCUCAGGACGAUUCAAGAAGAGGUUCAUGUAUCCUGUAGGCUAUGGAAUCCCUGCUUUUAUUGUCGCUGUGUCUGCAAUAGCCAGCCAUGAAAAUUAUGGAACAGAUACCCACUGCUGGCUCAGCCUUAAUAGAGCAUUCAUCUGGAGCUUCUUGGGGCCAGUGGCAGCCAUUAUCUUGAUAAACCUGGUGUUCUAUUUUCAAACUAUAUGGAUUUUGAGAAGCAAACUUUCUUCCCUCAAUAAAGAAGUUUCUACUCUUCAGGAUACCAAGAUCAUGACAUUUAAAGCCAUUGUUCAGCUAUUUGUAUUGGGAUGUUCUUGGGGCAUUGGCUUAUUCAUGGUCUUUGAAUUCGGGAAGACAGUCAGACUGAUCAUUGCCUAUCUAUUUACCAUCAUCAAUGUCCUGCAGGGGGUUUUGAUAUUUGUGGUACACUGUCUGCUUAGUCGCCAGGUGCGAAUGGAAUAUAAGAAGUGGUUUCAUAAGAUGCAGAAAGGUGUUGAAACUGAAAGCACUGAGAUGUCUUAUUCCACUACCCACACCAAAAUGGAAGAAGUUGGAAAUCGGCAGAACUGACUCACUGGGAGCAUUCACAACUUGAGUUCCUGCUUCAUAACCAAGGACCGUUGUCAUCCCCAUGUGGCCACACAUGGACUAGGUUUAUGUCAUCAUUCUUCAGUGUGAACUGACCUUUUGAAAAUAAUUUUGCUAUGCUUGCUAAUGCACAGCCAUUGUAUAUGUAAAUGCCUUUCACUAGGAAAUUUUCAUGCAUUUAUAUAUACCUACAUACAUACAGCUUUGACCAUGUCCACAUACCUUCUCUUAUCCUCACCUGACCCACUGUACUUAAUCACUUUGCUCCUACAUAAUAAUUCCCCUUCCUUGUAAUUUUCAAUGCAAUGGAAAAUUUUAAUAUUUCUCUUGCUACAUCUCAUUUAAUUAUCAUAACAUAUUUUCUUCGAAUUUCAUCUAUGUUCCUGCAAACAAUAGGCUUUUAUGCUACUUCAAAAUAGAAAAAAAUGCCAUGGGUUAUAUAAACCACAUUUUCUUUAUUCCUUGAGAGACUCUGAGGCUGUCUCCACAACUUGGCUGUAGUGAAUAGUACCUCAAUAAAUAUAACUAUGCUGUUGUAGGACACAGUCCUCCGAGAAAAAUAACUGUCAUAUUCAUAAGAUCAGCCAUGACUGCUUACAAGCUUGUCGAUUCUCCCAGAGGAGGGAUGGGGCAUGUCAUUGGACAUUUGUUUGCAGUUAUGCCCUAAUACUCUGACCUUGGUGUCCCCAGAGGUGAUAUAGUAUACAGUCUUCAUGAAGGUUAAUUGACAGAGACUCACCAAUGCAAGCAUGGGGAAGUAAACCCCCAUCUUGUGUGAAGUCUCUUUGGUACUGCUGUUCUGAGGUCACCUACCUGUUUGUAAACCUUCACCCAAUAAACUCAUUGGCUCCCAUG